Clunio marinus is the source of this 549-nucleotide messenger RNA. Lineage: Eukaryota; Metazoa; Arthropoda; Insecta; Diptera; Chironomidae. The record is from the annotation of a GenBank genome assembly.
AUGCGUGAAAUUGUUCAUAUUCAAGCAGGUCAAUGUGGCAACCAAAUCGGAGCCAAGUUCUGGGAAAUCAUCUCCGAUGAACAUGGAAUUGAUGCAACUGGAUGUUACUGCGGUGAUUCUGAUCUCCAACUUGAAAGAAUUAACGUUUACUACAACGAAGCCACUGGAGGAAAAUACGUCCCCAGAGCUGUUUUGGUGGAUCUGGAACCAGGAACAAUGGAUUCUGUUCGUGCUGGUCCUUUUGGUCAACUCUUCCGUCCAGAUAACUUUGUGUUUGGACAAUCAGGCGCUGGAAACAAUUGGGCAAAGGGUCAUUACACUGAAGGCGCUGAACUUGUCGAUGCUGUCUUAGAUGUAGUUCGAAAAGAAGCUGAAAGUUGUGACUGCUUGCAAGGUUUUCAAAUGACACACUCUCUGGGAGGUGGAACAGGUUCAGGAAUGGGAACUUUGCUGAUUUCAAAGAUUCGCGAAGAAUAUCCUGAUCGUAUCAUGAACACUUAUUCAGUGGUUCCUUCACCUAAAGUGUCUGACACUGUCGUUGAACCGUAA